This is a messenger RNA of Acipenser ruthenus (sterlet), 1697 nucleotides long. RefSeq names its product platelet-activating factor acetylhydrolase IB subunit alpha1. The coding region runs from base 209 to 877 and encodes 222 amino acids. NCBI's taxonomy places the organism in Eukaryota, Metazoa, Chordata, Actinopteri, Acipenseriformes, Acipenseridae. The transcript is spliced from 6 exons. The record is from RefSeq and is a predicted model, not a curated record.
UUCUCAGCUCACCUAAUGACAUCACCUGUAAAUCAAAAGCAAUGUGUGAAUUGUAUUAAUGUGUAUUUAUUUAUUUUUUUAAGAGGUCCGCGCUGUGCGAAACACCCCUUGCGGCGAGUGAAUGGUUUGUACCGGUGGGUCGUGCUGCAGUGUCUAUCUGUGUUGGAAAUUCAGUCAGCUGUGGAUACAUUCAAAAGGCUGAUUCGCGAUGAGUGAAGGAGAUUCGAACCCGGCCGCCACCCCCACAGCGGCUCCUGACGUGCACGGAGACGGACGCUGGCUCUCCUUGCAUCACCGCUUCGUGUCGGACAGCAAGGACAAGGAGCCAGAGGUCCUGUUUGUGGGAGAUUCUCUGGUCCAGUUGCUGCACCAAUUCGAGAUUUGGAGAGAGCUCUUUUCUCCUCUCCACGCCCUCAAUUUCGGAAUGGGGGGAGACUGCACACAGCAUGUUCUGUGGAGGCUGCAGAACGGAGAGCUGGACCACAUAAACCCAAAGAUUAUAGUGCUCUGGGUGGGGACCAAUAACCACGGAGACACUGCUGAGCAGGUCGCGGAAGGAAUCGGGGCCAUCGUCAAACUGAUCCACAGCAAGCAGCCCACAGCCAGAGUCCUCAUACUGGGUCUCCUCCCGCGUGGAAAGAGCCCCAACGCUCUGCGGGUGAAGAACGCCCGCGUGAACCAGCUGGUCCAGGAGGCCCUGCCCUCCCUGCCCGGCGCCUCCUUCCUGGACGUGGACCCUGGCUUCGUCCACUCCGACGGGACCAUCUCCCACCACGACAUGUACGACUACCUGCACCUCACCCGGGCCGGCUACGCCACCGUGUGCCAGCCCAUCCACACCCGGCUGCUCGCCAUGCUGGAGCAGCACAAAAUAUAACCAAGCGGCGAGCCAGCCAACCGGUCCAUACAUGUAACAACCAUCGAAACUGCCUAACCUCCGACCCUAUACCCUCCCCCACCCCUCUGUUCCCUCCUAGGCCGGGCUUGGUAUUGCAGUCUCCUCCGACAAGCUAACUGGCAACGCCAGAGCACCCCCGCUGCAAAGGAAGAGCUCUCUGUGAAGUCCAAAUUAAAAAAAAAAAUAACAAACCUCACAGAUUAACGGACCCCCUUGUUCUGCUUAACCCCCUCCCAGCUCUGUCCUCUAUUCUCUCCAGGGCUGGUGUGGUGUAGAAACCUCAUCCAGCAAGCCUGCUGACCACACACCAGGGGAAGCAUCGCGAAGCAGCUGCUUGAGAGAGGGAAAAAAACCCAAGCUCAGUACCCAGUCUCUCCAAUCUCAACACAGCUGUGAUCGCCAGCCCGGAGGGCUCUUAUAUAGUUGAUCUGUUUUUUUUUUACUUGCUUUGUAUCGUUUAUCUGACAAGAGAGGCCAAGUUACAACCCUGUUUGUUGCUGUGAGUUCUGAAUGUUGUGUUAACUGUUUCGUUGUGGGUGUUGCUGCUGUCUGAGAGAUGGGGGUGGGGGGGGGUUGGGAGGGUGCAAUGUGCAAUCCUGCUCUAUCUGCUGCUGUAUAAACACCUGAACACACUGCUCUGCCUGGCAAGCCUGUUUCCUUUCCAACAAUCCCAGUACAUUCAGAAUAUUUUUUAAACCCAGUGCACAAAAUGUCCUGGGUUUCAGAAUUUACUUUGUUUUUUAGGUAUGUUGUUUGAAAUUAUCAGCGAGUUUGAACAAUCCGGUCCCUGAUAAAUCUG